Molecule: messenger RNA, 1922 nt
Organism: Dermacentor andersoni
Lineage: Eukaryota; Metazoa; Arthropoda; Arachnida; Ixodida; Ixodidae
Biological process (GO): proteolysis
Molecular function (GO): metalloendopeptidase activity
Source: RefSeq, a predicted model, not a curated record
CAAAGCACAAAACUGUGGUGUAAACUGUGUAAAUAGUACAAAACUGUGAUGUACGCCAGUGUGUUACGUGGCACAUUUCAGAGAAGAAUGUGUGAACACUAAUGCUCGUCUAAAGAUUAAUGCUAUGUUAUAAGCCCACUUCCCUUGAACACUCAGCAAUUUCACUCAUUCAAUUGCAGUGCGUGAUUCUUAGAAAGGUAACUAUAUGCAUUUCUUGAUACUGCGAGGCUAAUUGUGGUUAGGUUUCUUUCUUUUAACUACAAAACAAGGGUAAGCAGUAUCUAACAACCGCUAGGAGGCGCUUAAAUACUUUGCAGGUGCGUGCCACAAACACGCGGAGGCAAAAGAAGAAGAGGAGGACUGAGCGACGCGUGUUCGCGAAGACGGUCACCGCCGCCGCCUGUUACGCUAACCGUGAAUUUGACAUUUAGCAAGAAUCCAACGCACGAGGAAUCACCACGGCGGCGCAACAACCCGAGCCUCCCAUGGCAGCCAGUGAUCUAGCGAGCGUCGCCGCGACGAAUACCGUCGACUCUGCGGCGGCGCCGCAGCGGGGCGCCACCGGCAAGGACCGACGCCGCAACAAAGCCAGCGCCGCAGAGGCAGGCAAGCGGCGACCGAAGGCCAAGCAGCGGGUCGGCAGGCGACGCUCGCUGGCGGGCGCCGAGUCGAAGGAGUGCAUGCCGCCGGAGCCGCUAUUGACGAGGCAGAGCGACGGGCGCGACGACGCGUUGACCACCGCCGGGCUGUCGUCGUGCUCGCUGCCGAAGCCUCUCCUCGAGGCCGCCUCAGGCUCGUCGCAGCAAGUCACGAAGCCACCGGAGACACCCGCACCGGAGACAGCCGCAUUUUCCGUCUCUCCGGCCUCUCCAAUGUCGCCUCCAAUCUUUCCCGAGUGCUUCGCCAUCAUCCCAGCUGUCCGAGGCGAGGAGACGCCGCUGGAAGACGAUCAACAGGGUCGCCCCUCGAGGCAUCGCAGCGGCGUGGAAUCUUCCCUCUACCCGGCAGUGAUCGGGCCUGGCGCGACGCACGGCGCCAGACGAGGCAGACCCGCAGACCGGAGACGAAGCUCCUUCGGACUCCGACGGAAACAGGAGCCCUGGAUCCACGACCACCCCGGCAUGACCGCCGUCGUGGUGGCGGCGUGCUGCCUCCUGCUGCUGGCCGUGCUCGUCAUCGUCGCCGUUCGGAACAGCCAACAAGAGCGGCCCAGGGUUGGCACUUGCGAGACACCGGGUUGCCGCAAGCACGGCUACAACCUGGCGCUGACCAUGGACAUGAGCGCCUCCCCGUGCGACGACUUCUAUGCGCACGCGUGCGGGAAGUGGAGUCGCCUCUACGGGAAGCACAUCAUCGACGAGAUACGAAUGCACGCCCAGCGCGUCACCUACGACGAACUGAAGGAUACCAGCUGCGUGGCGGGGUCUGCGGCAGCCUUCUUCGCCAGUUGCGUGGAUCCCAAGGGCAAGCACACGGACGCGGCAGUGGCCCGCUUCGCGGCUUGGAAGCGCGAGCUGGGACUGCUCUGGCCCGAGCAUCGCCAGACGGCGACGGCGCACCCGCUCGACGUGCUGCUGUGCCUGGCCCUGCGCUGGAACGUGAGCCCGCUAUUCACGGUGCGCAUCAGGGUCGAGCAGCGCAGGCCAGGCUGCACCAUCUUCCUCGACAGGGGCACGCUGAACGAGCGCCACAGGCUCCAGAGGCGCAGCCAGCGCACGAUCACCUUCGAGCAAAUAGUGGCCGACCAUUGCAGGUAUACAUGGCGUCGCCACGUCCGCAGACUUGCAAUAGCGAGCUACGAAUCAUGCAGAGGCAAAGAAAGGAGUCGAACAAUCAAGACGCUAUGCUUCCAACGCGCGUUUGUUGACAAUUUAACGCGAGUGCUAAGAGCUAGCUGACGCAAUAAACAAUUGUGAACACGA